GAAAAAAGAAGAAAGUCAAACCGGAGAAAAGCACAAAACAGGGAAGAGAGAACAUAAAAACAGACGGCACCGCCGCCGGAAUGCUGGGUAACUCACUUCUCUUCUGCUCCUUCUUCUUCCUUCUUCCUCUCUCUCUCCUCCCACGUGUUUCUUCAUCCCCCAAAAUCCUAAAUAAUCAUACCCAUCUUUUUCUUUAACAAAAAUAAAUUAUAAAAAAAAAGAAAAAACUUCUCCUUUAACAAAACAAAUUUCUCUCUCCUCAAUUUCUCUCUCCAAACACAACAACAAUAACAACAAUGGCGGAAGUGGACCCACCUGAGCAACUCCACCACAACCAAGCCCGACGGGCCCAAUUGUUCACUUCUCUCUCCUCGAUGUUCUUUGCUGGGCCAGAAAGCCCAACUCACCCUUCUCUUCUCUCUGCAUCGGAUUCUGAGCCCGAUUCAUGCGAUGUUGACCCAAACCCGAUAUUUGAGCCCGAAGAAGACCACCUUCAUCAUUAUCACCAUAAUCAUAUUCAGCAUGAUCAGGUGAGCUUCGUUUCAUCUCAAAACGCGUUGAUUUCUGGUUCUACUCUAGGGUUAGGUUUGGGAUUAGGGUUGGGAACAGGUUCGGGUGAUCCGAGUUGUGGGAUUUCGGGUGAAGGUGAGAAGAUUUCUGGGUUGGGUAAUAAUGAGGUUGAUUUAGAAUUAGGGUUAGGGUUAGGGUUUGGGUCGAGUAAUCGGAAUAAUGUUGUGAAUUAUGUGUCGCCAAUGGAGGAAGAAAGGCGGGUUUUUGAGGGUUUGAGAGUUGUGAAUAUUGAUGAUUCUGACUCAGAUUCUGAUGAUGGGAUUUUACAAGAUGAUGAUAUUAACGAGGUUGAUUCUGAGGAGCAGCAGCAUCAAGGGUUUGGUGGGGUUAGUGAUUUCGAUCGUCCGCCGUAUUGUUGGGAUUAUCUUGGGUUUAAUAAUGGGAAUCGAAGCGAAAACAGUGAGGUUCAAGAGAUAGUAUCUGAUGCAGGUAGUGUUGUGAAUGAUAACUUUGAGGGGUUUUAUGUUGAUGUGGAUGUUGAUGUUGUUGAUGAUGAUGUGGGAACUCCGAUUCAGCUGGAUACGGAUGUGUCGAAUGUGUUUGAUACGUACCAAUUGAGGGCGGAACAGCAGGAGAUUGCUAUUGAUUCUGAUACUGAUGAAGGGGGAGAGUUUGGGGUCGAGGAUGCAAUUCGUGAUUUGGAGUGGGAAAUCUUAUUGGCCGUUAAUAAUUUUAAUCGAGAGGUCUAUGAUAUGGACUUCAAUGUGGAUAUGUAUGAGGCGAUUCUUGGUGAAGUGGAGGACCGUAUGAAUGAAUGGAGGGGAAGUCCUCCGGCUGCUGGGUCCGUCAUUGAGAAUCUUCCUAGUGUUCAAUUGUCCCAUGAGGGUUUGGUGGAGAAUGAAGUCGUUUGUGCAAUAUGUAAGGAAGAGGUUUUAGGGGAGGAAGUGGUGAAGCAGCUUCCUUGCUUGCAUUAUUAUCAUGGGGAGUGUAUAGUUCCAUGGUUGAGAAUGCGAAAUACUUGUCCUGUUUGUCGGCAUGAGCUUCCCACUGAUGAUGCCGAGUAUGAGUACAGGAAAAGGGAGAGGGAGGUGGAAGUGGGGCUGAAUGUUGAUCCUAAUGAGGAUUUGUCUCAGGAUUUGCAGGUUAGCCAUGAUUUCCAUGUGUUCCUUUAAAUAUCUUAUGUGAUAUUUAUUGAUGUUGGCUUCUGGAUAACUGUCAAAGGGUUCCAUUGUUCAAAUGGAGCUCUUAGUGCAGCACCGAACCUAAUUAGUUGGGUUAUUCGGAUGCAAGUUCUAGCAACUGUAAUAUAAAAUCUGAAAUCAAAACUUGUACAGUAUAUAUGUUGUAUAUUAUGACACAAGUAUCUAGAAUUAUGUGAGGUUCAUAUUUUCAUUGCU
Beta vulgaris subsp. vulgaris (sugar beet) is the source of this 1907-nucleotide messenger RNA. RefSeq lists its product as hypothetical. Gene Ontology annotation, cellular component: cytoplasm. The coding region runs from base 297 to 1682 and encodes 461 amino acids. Gene Ontology annotation, molecular function: ubiquitin protein ligase activity; zinc ion binding. The record is from RefSeq and is a predicted model, not a curated record. Lineage: Eukaryota; Viridiplantae; Streptophyta; Magnoliopsida; Caryophyllales; Amaranthaceae. The transcript has a single exon. Gene Ontology annotation, biological process: protein ubiquitination.